GUGGAACACUCCUCCAAGCUUUAUUUGGACGUGGCCGCAACAGCCGGUGAUGUGGCCUGCCUCGUGACGGAUGGUGUUGCAGGGAGAGAGGCCAAGCUGCUGCCCAUUCUGGGCCUUCUUGAGAAAGCGCGGCGAGAAGAGGCUUUCCCAGCAGAGCUGCUACAACGAGGACUGGCAGUGAGCAUCGAGCUUGCGCAGGCUUCCCAGGAUCAGGACAAGAUACGGAUCUUGAAUAGCAUCGCUUGUCCUCGGGCAGUGACGCGGAUCCUGGAUGAGCUCCCACCGGAGAAUCACGCUAGCUACAGCGUGGUGAACCGAGCGCUUGCAAGCCACUUUGCGGUGAGCGGCCUCUACGCAUGCCAUGCUCAGAACCGGGAUGCAAGUGCGCUCUUGGCUGCACUCUGUGCAGACACCGAGCGCUUGACAGUGCAGCUCUCACUCACUGGCUGCAAGCACUUCAGAGAUGCAGAGCAGCGAGCUCUGAUGGCUCACCUGCCGACAGCACUUCAGAGCCUUCGCCUGGAUCUUGGCCACACAGGGCUUGAAAGUUUCCAAGCCAAUGAGGGCCUUUGCCCGCAGCUGCGGAUCCUGCAGCUUCGAUUCUCGGGACCAUACCUGAGAGAAGCCAAAGGCAUAGCGCCUCUACUUGGGGCCCCAACCCUGCGCGAUCUGGAGCUCUGGUUUACAAGCCUUCCCCUGCUUGAAGACCUCCAUUUCACCGAAGCCCUGCUAAAACUCCACUUGGAGACCUUAUCUCUCGACGUCCAAGGCUGUCCCAAGGUACCCUUGACUUCCAAGCAAGCAUUGCACAGCGCCGGGCGAAAGCUCCAGAGACAUGACAGCGAGCUGCAGAUGUGGCUUUGCAUCGAGGAUGUAGCUUCGUGGAUGCAGCAGCUGCGGACGGCAAUCGAGUCCAAGGUGCCAGAGAAGUGUGCCCGAAAGCUGAUCGGCUGCCGAGGCUCUUCAAAACCCAGCGCGCGGCGAAGCACGGUCCAGAUGGAGAUGCACAAGAUCCAUGAUCGGGGCUUGCCAUUUCCCUGCAGCCACGUGGGCUGCCCGCGAUUCCACGAAAACUUGACUGGGUAUUGUGACGAGCACUACUUCUGCAGACUCUGGCGGGGCUUCUUAGACAACUUCCAAGAGGCCCGCCGAUACUUCGAGCUGGCGUUGAUUUUCUUUGUGCAGGCAGCGGCCGACAUCGACUCCAAAGGUCUGCUGCUGCUCAUCCUGCUCUCCCUGUAUCCAGUUCUGGUCUUCGGCCUGGCGGACGUGAGCGGCUUCUCCGUCUCCUCGCUCUCUGCACUGUUGCUGGCUCUGCUUGUCGCCUCCUUCUCCUACGCCAGCUUCCGCUUUGACCAAAUGCAACGCGCCACGCUGGAGUUGUCUCUGUCGCUGGAGGGCUUCUACUCGCAGGUGCUGGGGGAGGACGAGUGCAUACGCCACGCCUCGCUGGUUUUCGGUGUGGCUGGGGACAGCUAUCCUAGCGUUGACGAGGUGCGGCAGGAGACGGGUGACCUGAAGACCAACUUCCUGCGCGCGCAGCAGCACCUUCCCAGCUUCCAGAAAGCGGUGCAGAAAGUUGUGAGGGCUGUGGGCGCAGAAGACAUGGAAGCACAGAUCAAGUGCGGAGACGAGUCUUUUCUCGUCUCUGAUGGGUGUGAAGGGGCAGUGGACGUCCUGCACUGCGACAUCUAUUGCAACGACCUCCGGCACGUGCGGCAGACAUGGAAUGAGCUUAGCAGGUGCUUCCACAGCGAGGAGGAGCCCAUCUACAUCGUUGCCUUACGAGAUGGCUUCGCAGAAGAGGACAGUCAGCGCAGGUGCUGUGAAGUCGUCCUUGGUAUCGAGGGCUAUCUUGCCACCGUGCGGCUCUUGGAGAAGUCGUUGGCCAAGGCAGAACAGAAGCUUGCAGGCCUCUGCCGCGUUGCGAAGAAGUUUGGCCUUCUGGUCGAGUCCCGGCCUCGCACCGGGGGCCAGGAUCGAAAAGGCCAGGCCAAGGCUGCAAAGAGUUCGGCCAGGCGGCCCUCCGUUUUCCUUACCGUCACCUUGGGCCUGGUAAGAGUCACGGCUCUUCUCUGCAGCGCCUACUUUGCAGCGCAGUAUUUCCUUCGCCAUGCGCCGCCAAACCUGCGCGAGACUCUGCCAGAACCCCUCCGUGAAUUCCUGAGCCUCCACGUGUCCAUGGACGAGGAGGACAGGUCCUGGUUCGACGUCGUUAGCCUGGCGCUUCCCUACGUCGUGCUCAUCUUGGUGUUCAGUCACGACCUUGCCCGGUGCCGUCGCCAAAGGUCACGGAGGCUGAAGCCUUCGCAGAUCAUCUUUGAGAGACACUUUGGAGUUCAUGGCAACUGUUACGUGAUCAAGGUCGCGCUGAUGCAAGUACUGACUGUGCUCCUGCAAGCCUUCGGCAAGGUGCAGCUCCUUGGAGGUACCGUCGCCUUCGGGAUGUACCAGGAUGUCCCUGCAGCUCAAGUGCUGAAGAAGCUCUUUUGGAUCUUCUGGGCACUCCUGGCAUUGAACAGCAUCUACCCGAGCUUUCUCUUUGCGCGGCCCGAUCUUCGAUGCUGUCGCUAUGGUGCCGCAGUCAUGGAUGUCGUGCUGGACCUGGGGUACAGCAUUACCUACUUGUGUAUGGUGGUGACCGCCAUGUCCGAGCUCACGUUGGAGACAAGCGUGAGUGGCAACUUCGGAGAUGCGGCGGAGCUGGGCUUCAGAAACAGCAUCAGCCCCGCCUUUGCCUUCCCGGCGGACAUCCUGCCAUACAUGGCCGUGUACAUGAGCCUGGCGCAUAUCUGCU
This is a messenger RNA of Symbiodinium sp. CCMP2456, 2797 nucleotides long. The record is from the annotation of a GenBank genome assembly. NCBI's taxonomy places the organism in Eukaryota, Dinophyceae, Suessiales, Symbiodiniaceae.